Messenger RNA from Symbiodinium pilosum, 597 nucleotides. The record is from the annotation of a GenBank genome assembly. Lineage: Eukaryota; Dinophyceae; Suessiales; Symbiodiniaceae.
AUGGCCCGAUCCCGCUCCGCCACCGGCGCCCUCAUCACCGCAUUGGGCCUUGCUUGCGUGGCCUGCCAACUUGGUGGAGCUUUCGUUGGCUCCUCGCCCCAGCUGCGAGGUGGAUCCUCCGUGACGCGUCGCGUCGGUGUCGACUACCUCCUGCGCAACGGCCCCAAGGAUGCUGACCCUCCCCUGAUGGACGUGACCUCGGCCUCGGGUGCCACGCACGAGAUUGAGUUCAAGAAGAAGCCCUUUGGAAUCCUCCGCUACGCACCUGGCGCCAACGGCAAUGGUGCAGUGGUCCGUGAGGUGAAGCAGGAGUCGCGUUACCCCGGCGACCCGCAGGGGCAGGCCUUUGUUGCAGGCGUCCAGCCAGGCUGGGUAGUGGCUUCCGUGAAUGGCCAGGAUGCGAAGAACAUCAAGUUCGAGGACCUCAUGGAGUUCAUGGAUGACGAGGUGCUGGAUCCUGUGGCAGCGCUGUCGCUGAACUUGAAGGAGAAUGGCGUCUCCUCUGAGGGCAAGGGCAUUGGCGAGAGCACCUUCACCUUCGGCGGCGGCAACUUGGCCCCUCUGCCAAUCAAGGUGGUCUACCAGGAGCAACGAUGA